Messenger RNA from Micromonas pusilla CCMP1545, 1098 nucleotides. RefSeq lists its product as uncharacterized. The record is from RefSeq and is a predicted model, not a curated record. The transcript has a single exon. The coding region runs from base 499 to 1014 and encodes 171 amino acids. Lineage: Eukaryota; Viridiplantae; Chlorophyta; Mamiellophyceae; Mamiellales; Mamiellaceae.
CGACUUGCGCAGGCGUCGCGACGACGCGGACCGCGACGACGCGGACCGCAGCGAGAGCGACUUGUCGCUGCCGCCGCCGUCGCUGGAGUGGCGGCGCGGGAGGAGCUUGCGCGCGGUCACCGCGGUGCGGACGGCGCCCCAGUUGCUACCGCUGCCGGGCUUCUUCAUCGCGGCUGGGUGAUGCGCGGCGGUGAUUUUUAAGAUGCCGGUUGACUGCCUCCGCGGGGUGGCGCCGUCGGUGGUCGUCGUCGACGACGCGCGGGGGGACGCGUCCGCGCUCGGCGUCGAGGUCGUCGCGGACGCGGCCCCGGCGGGGGUGGCGGUGUCGUCCGCCAUGGCGCCGAGGCGGGGGAGCGGGCGCCAGUGGAUGUCAAAUCUCGCGCGAGACGAGAUUUUCCUCGAGAAGAUUUAUUUCUCGCUUUCGUGGGAAAAGUUCGCGAGCGUCGUAGCUUUUGGUCACUCUCCCCGGCGCCGCGUCGACGGCUUCACUCGGCGAUCAUGCCGAGGCCGAGGAAAGAUAAAUAUGGUAUGUCAUUCGUCGAGUGGUGCAAUGAGAGCGGGCGGCGCGGGGCGAGGCUCCUCCUCGAGUGCAGGGAGAAGGACCCGAGUAAGUUCACGAAGGGGUCACACUACAAGGCGCUGUGGAAGUGCGCGGAGGAGAAGUGCCGGCACAAGUGGCGGACGAAGGUGAACAAACGCACGAGGAGCGACAGACCCACCGGAUGUCCGAAGUGCGCGAAUCAAAUACCGCGAAGCAAGUCCGACAACUUCAUCACGUGGUGCAACGCCAACGGUGAGCGCGGGAAGAGACUCCUCGAGGAGUUUUGCGACACGGAGAAAAAGCCCGAGGAGCUUACGAAAGCGUCGCACUUCAAGGCAACGUGGAACUGUUCCACGUGUGCACACAAAUGGCGUGCGGUGGUGAGGGACCGCACGAGGAGUGGCAGACCCAGGGGGUGUCCAGAGUGCAACCCAGGGGCCCGCAAAAGAAAGCCGAAGCGCGACGACGUCUGAAGGUUUCGGAGACGACCGGCGCGAACGACGACGAAGCGAACGAACGAACAAACGAAGAACGCGCGCGCGACGCGACAACAUGAC